Molecule: messenger RNA, 1614 nt
Organism: Macadamia integrifolia
Lineage: Eukaryota; Viridiplantae; Streptophyta; Magnoliopsida; Proteales; Proteaceae
Product: UPF0481 protein At3g47200-like
Exons: 3
Coding region: 136-1545 (469 amino acids)
Source: RefSeq, a predicted model, not a curated record
AGAAUACAUUGCUUCUCUCUUGACACUACUACUCUAUAUAACACAGUAUUGGGAGCCUUUCUUGCCUGGUUAUGCUGCUUUAUACCAUACAAACAAACAAGUUGUUGAAAAGAAAGAUAGAUCAAAGGUCAAGCAAUGGCGGAUGUUACGGAAACCAAAAGGGAACACAACUGCCAUGAAGAUCCCCAUAUUUUCGCUUCAGUUGAUGAUAAUACUGUAAGAGAAGACAAGAGCAGGAGAGGAGAUGAAGUUAUUAGUGUAUUGGUGCUGGAAUCCAUCGAGAAAGAUCGUAAAAAGGUUUGUCCCUUGUCAUUCAAUUGCAGCAUUUACCGAGUUCCCAAUCCACAGUUUAAAAGAAAACCAGAAGCCUACAUUCCUCGUAUGGUCUCCAUUGGCCCUUUUCACUGCGACAAGGAACACUUAAAACCUAUGGAAGCACAAAAGUUGAGAUAUUUGAAUGAUUUUCUAACCCGAAGCCAAUUUCAGGCAACCUUGGAGAAUUAUGUUAAUGUUAUUACAGAAUUGGAAGACAAAGCUAGGCAAUGUUACUCGGAAAUUAUCCAAGAAUCUAAAGAAGAGUUUGUGAAAAUGAUGGUAAUUGAUGGUUGCUUCAUACUUGAGCUCAUCCUUAAGAUUACUAACGAUGAUCCAGAUAUGAUAAUGAAUACCCCAUGGAUGUUUUAUUUUAUAAAGUACGACAUGAUUCUACUAGAAAAUCAACUUCCUUUCUUUGUUCUUGAGCGUCUCUAUGAACUAUUCACAGGGAAUUCUAAUUCUAAUGGACUUGAUACACUCAUCUUCAGUUUCUUCCAAAUUCUAGUGCCACAAUCCCACAGCAUUACCCCUGAAAGUUAUCAAUUUCGAUGCUCAGAGGUAGUUGAACCGUUUUCUAAGGCGGCAGUGGCCUCCACAAUCAGACCUCACCAUUUGCUUCAUUUUGUACGAGAUUUGUUCCUCCAAACAUCCUCAGGGCGGUGGAGGCCAGAGGAUCCUGGACCAAUCAUGUCCAUCCAUUGUGCAAUAGAGCUUGAGGAGGCCUGUGUCAAGUUUGAGAAGGAGGUGAAGAAGAAGACAUGUUUGUUGGACAUAACAUUUCAAAAUGGAGUGUUAGAAAUUCCAACCAUUACAAUUCAGGAUGGGACUGAGUCUCUACUUCGAAACCUCAUUGCUUUUGAACAGUCUAGUUCUGUGUACAAGAACUACAUCACGGAUUAUGCUUUGUUCAUGGAUGACCUUAUCAACUCUGCCACAGAUGUUGAGUUGCUUCAGAAAAAGGGAAUUAUUAAGAACUGGCUUGGUGAACCAAAAGAUGUGGCUGCCUUAUUUAAUGGUCUUCUGAAAGAUGUUACUACAGGGAGAGAUUACUUCUACAAUGUUCGCCAUGAAUUGGAGAAAUAUUAUGAGACUCCAUGGCACAAAUGGAAGGCAAGUUUGAUGCAAAAGUAUUUCAAUUCUCCAUGGGCAUCCAUUUCUCUCAUUGCUGCAUCAAUUCUCCUCUUCUUGACUGUCAUACAGACCGUUUGUUCCAUCCUACAAGUCACAUGAAGUUUGUGAUCCCAUGAAUCCAUUGAUAUGUUUAAUAUUUAGUAUGAGUAAUCAUAUUGUAUGUCAUAU